CCGCGCGCUGCGGCGGUUGCCCGGCAACGAGCGGCCCCUGGUCCCGGCCGCGCGGGGCGUUCCUUCGGGGUCCGCGAUGGGGCCGCGGGUUCUGCCGCGGCUCCUGCUGGUCUUCCUGGGGUGCUGGGCGUCCGGGAGGGCCCAAGGCGGGGCGACCCCGACUGUAACAACGGACCACAACUCCACCGAGAUAUCCCUGGUUUCUUUUGGAGCAUCGCCGUCGCCUAGGUCCCCCGGAACCUCCACAGUCCCCGAGAGGCCCCCCGAAACCUCUACAGCCCCCGAAAGGCCCCCCGGAACCUCCACAGCCCCCGAGCGACUCCCCGGAACCUCCACAGCCCCCGAGAGGCCCCCCAGAACCUCCACAGCCCCUGAGAGGCCCCCCGGAACCUCCACAGACCCUGAGCCUUCCUCCGCUUCCAGACCCACCCCAGUCACGGACGUGGUUGCUCUGUGUGUCUGUGACCUGUCCCCAGCACAGUGUGACGUCAACUGCUGCUGUGACCCUGACUGCGACGCCAGAGACUUCAGCAUCUUUUCUGCCUGCUCCGUCCCAGUUGUCAGGGGUGACAGCCAAUUUUGUACUCAAAAAGCAGCCAUUUAUUCCUUGAAUUUUACCUCAGACCCACCUCAGAGGGUAUUUAAACUUGUUGACCAUGUCAAUCCAUCUAUUUUCUGCAUUCAUAUUGCAAACUAUAAACCUGCAUUAGCUUUUAUUGAUCCGGAAGUGCCUGAUGACAGCAAUUUUGAUGAAUUGAUGCAAACAUCUGAUGGUUUUACAGUGAACACAGACCCAGAUGCUUCUCUCACACCCAAAUCUGAUGCUCCCAGUAUGGCUAAAUAUGAGUACGGGGCUUCUGUGCAGACGUCAGACUCCUUCUUAAGGUUUCCUUCACCCCUAACAUCAUCACUGUGCGCUGAUGACAACCCUGCAGCAUUUCUGGUGAACCAGGCUGUUAAGUGCACCAGAAGGAUAAAUGUAGAGCAAUGUGAAGAAAUAGAAGCCCUUAAUAUGACUUACUACAGCAGUCCUCAAAUUCUGAGGGUGCCUAAUUCAAGAGCCAAGGUCUCUAUCACCAUUCAGUCCAUUGUCAUUCAGUCUCUAAACAAAACGCUCACCCGGCUGGAGGCCCCGGAGGUGCUGCCGCCCUCUCUGAUCGCUGCUGGGCAUAGCAGGAUCUGCGUGAAUGUCGUUCUGGAGGCCAAGUACAUCCUCACGUACAGGGAUGCAGGCGAGAUCACAAAGGCCGACCUCACCCUCCUGCUGGGGGCUGUCAGCCAGGAGGAGACCCCGUUGCAGCAGACGUUUGAAAUCCAUUUUGUUCAGCACAAUGUGAAGCCCGUUCCUCUCAGUGGCAACCCUGGCUACGUGGUGGGGCUCCCGUUAGUUGCCGGAUUUCUGCCUCAGAAGGGAUCCGGGAUUAUUCAGACCACAAACAAAUACGGGCAACUCACGGUUCUCCGCAGCACAGCAGAGCAAGAUUGCUUGGCGCUGGCGGGUGUCCGCACCCCGGUGCUGUUUGGCUACAACCUGCGCUCUGGCUGUAAGCUGAGACUGACCAGAGCUGUCCCGUGUCACCUCUUGGCGCCAACCGUGAGAGGCCUGCUGAAGGGCCAGGGCUUCCCAGAUUACGUGGCUCCGUUUGGAAAUACCCAAGCCCAGGAUGUGCUGGACUGGGUGCCCAUCCACUUUGUCACCCAGUCAUCCAAUGUGAAGGAUUCUUGCCAGCUCCCUGUGGCUUUGGUGAUAGAGGUGAAGUGGACCAAGUACGGAUCCCUGCUGAACCCUCAGGCCAAAAUCGUGAAUGUGACUGCGAGCCUCCUCUCGGCCUCCUUCCCUGAGACCCACUCAGGAAAUGAAAGGACGAUUCUUAUUUCCACUGUGGUUACUUUUAUGGAUGUGUCUGCACCUGCAGAGGCCGGCUUCCGGGCUCGGCCGACCAUCAACGCCACACUGCCUUUCAACUUCUUCUUCCCGUUUGCUUGACGUUGUCCCCGUCUAGUUCACCUCACCAAGAAGUCCGUGUUCUCUCAAGAGCUUGUUAAGUCUUUCAAUUUCCUGUUCCUGUGGCAAAAGCAGACAAGGGUUGGACUUUGCUUGUGACAGUCCUGCAAGGGCCCAGACCCAGGGACGCAGGGCACGGAAAGCUGCCUUCCUUGUGGGCCUCAGCCCAAUGGGGAGAGAGACGCCCCUGAGUCUGAAAGUACCGGGAAGACUGUAGCCCAGGGCCC
Molecule: messenger RNA, 2232 nt
Organism: Ochotona princeps (American pika)
Lineage: Eukaryota; Metazoa; Chordata; Mammalia; Lagomorpha; Ochotonidae
Gene: TCTN1
Product: tectonic family member 1
Exons: 15
Coding region: 77-1987 (636 amino acids)
Biological process (GO): protein localization to ciliary transition zone; cilium assembly
Cellular component (GO): MKS complex
Source: RefSeq, a predicted model, not a curated record